GUCGGACUGACUAAUGGCGGCUCUCCUUCCUUCCUUCCCUCCCCCCCCCGCGCAGGUCCUCCUUCACGUCCUCUUCGAGCACGCGGCCGGCUACGCGCUCUUCGCCCUCCGGCAGGUGGAGGAGGUGGCUCUGCUGCUGCCCCAGGUGGAGGAGAGCGUCCUGAAUCUCGGCAAAUUCCUCACGGUGGUCAAACUCGUCGCCUUUUCCCCCUUCAAGUCUGCCCAGAGUGCCUUGGAAAACAUCAAUGCUAUCUCCGAAGGGAUCCUCCAUGAGGAUCUCCGUCUUCUCCUCGAGACGAACCUGCCGGCCAAAAAGAAGAAGGUCAUUGUGGGGGUCAGCGAUGCUAAAAUCGGGGCUGCCAUCCAGGAAGAGCUGGGCUUCCAGUGCCAGGCUGGAGGCGUGGUGGCUGAGAUCACCCGAGGUAUCCGGUUGCAUUUUCACAGUUUGAUCAAAGGUCUGACAGCGCAGUCCGCCUCCAAGGCUCAGCUGGGACUGGGGCAUAGCUACUCUCGGGCCAAAGUGAAGUUCAACGUGAACAGGGUGGAUAACAUGAUCAUCCAGUCCAUCAGCCUCUUGGAUCAGCUAGACAAGGACAUUAACACCUUCUCCAUGCGGGUCAGAGAGUGGUACGGAUAUCAUUUCCCUGAGCUGAUCAAGAUCGUGAGUGACAACUACACCUACUGCCGCCUCACCAAGCUCAUUGGGAACCGGAAGGAGCUGAGUGAGGAGAGCCUAGAGGCCUUGGAAGAAAUCGUCAUGGACAGUGCCAAGGCUCAGGCUAUCCUGGAGGCCUCCCGCUCAUCCAUGGGGAUGGAUAUCUCUCCCAUUGACCUCAUCAACAUUGAGAGCUUCUCCAGCCGCGUCAUCUCUCUCUCCGAGUACCGCAAAGGCCUGCAGGAGUAUCUGCGCUCCAAGAUGAGCCAGGUGGCUCCCAGCCUCUCAGCCCUGAUUGGAGAAGUGGUGGGUGCCCGCCUCAUCUCCCACGCUGGCAGCCUGACCAACCUGGCCAAGUAUCCAGCUUCCACAGUGCAGAUCCUGGGUGCAGAGAAGGCUCUCUUCAGAGCCUUGAAGACUCGGGGAAACACUCCCAAAUAUGGCUUGAUCUUCCACUCCACUUUCAUUGGCCGAGCAGCUGCCAAGAACAAGGGCCGGAUCUCCCGCUACCUGGCCAACAAGUGCACGAUUGCAUCUCGCAUUGACUGCUUCUCAGAGACCCCGACCUGCGUCUUUGGAGACAAGCUUCGAGAGCAGGUGGAGGAGCGCCUGGCCUUCUACGAGACGGGGGAGCCUCCGCGCAAGAACCUUGACGUCAUGAAGGAGGCCACAGAGGUGGCUGCUGAAAUGAAGAAGAAGCUGGAGAAGAAAGAGAAGAAGAAAAAGAAGAGAGAGAAGAAGCGGCUGGAAGCCCUAGAGGCCGCAGAGGAAAUGGAGAAUUCUGUGCUCGAGACGACGGCAGAGGAAAAUGAUGUCACGCCCAAGAAAAAGAAAAAGCGAAAGCACCAGGAAGAGGAGGACGUGGAGCCGUCUGAGAACGGCCUGGAGGAGGAAGAGGUCUCCCCCAAAAAGAAGAAGAAGCUGGGCCUUGUGGAGAUGCCCCACCCAAAGGGGAAAAAGACAAAGAAGAAAAAGGCCAGAAUGGAGGAAGGCCAGAAUGAGGAAGAUGAGGAGGAGGAGGAGGACUAGUGGGCAGGACGAACGGCAAAAUCCCGUCCAACAUGGCCAGCCUGAGACUUAAGGUCCACUGAGGGUUUCUUUAAAAACUGUCUUCUGGGCUCUUCGCUCUCUGCCCAGUACUUUUGUGACAACUGAAUGUAGCCAGGGUUGGGCCUCCCAUGGGCAGAAUGGCAGCCCAGGAUCCGUUUCCUGUCCCUUUCUUGGUGGCACAAGGAAAGAGAGUGAGCCAGGCUGGCUUCUCCUGCUAGGGGGAGGAGGGGAGGGUGUUCUGUGGCUUGCAGCCGAGGCCCCUCUCUGGAGACGUCCAUUCAGCAAAUUCCACCUGGACAUUUCAUGUACUUAACCAGCUAACAAUAAAAUUACUGUCUUUUUAUAGCA
Molecule: messenger RNA, 2053 nt
Organism: Podarcis raffonei (Aeolian wall lizard)
Lineage: Eukaryota; Metazoa; Chordata; Lepidosauria; Squamata; Lacertidae
Gene: NOP56
Product: NOP56 ribonucleoprotein
Cellular component (GO): box C/D methylation guide snoRNP complex; small-subunit processome
Molecular function (GO): snoRNA binding
Source: RefSeq, a predicted model, not a curated record